This is a messenger RNA of Papaver somniferum (opium poppy), 3692 nucleotides long. RefSeq names its product zinc finger CCCH domain-containing protein 38-like. Gene Ontology annotation, molecular function: metal ion binding. The transcript is spliced from 6 exons. The record is from RefSeq and is a predicted model, not a curated record. Bases 207 to 2852 code for a protein of 881 amino acids. NCBI's taxonomy places the organism in Eukaryota, Viridiplantae, Streptophyta, Magnoliopsida, Ranunculales, Papaveraceae.
CUGAAGUGAAAACCCUCGGUUCUGUCUAACAUACGCAUUUUCUUCAGAAACCCUAACUCUCUCUCUUCCCUCCCAACCCACACAAGACUAGGGUUUUGGGAUGUCUUACAUAUCUGAUAUUGGAAUAUGAAUACAAAAUCUUGAAGCUAAGUCGUCUGAUUAUACAUAGGAAGUACUGGAUCUCCUACUUAUUUUUUUGGAAUGCGAUGACUGAAAGUGUUCGGAGGCGGAGUUCUAAGUGGGAUUUGAAAGAAGAUCCGGACCAUUUUCCUACAGAAAUUAGGCAAGGCAGUGGGUGGUCUGGAAGAGAAUCUAGAUCAGAGUGGAAAGUUUCUAAAGGCCUAAACAGUCAUGACCCGAAGUGGUCUAGUAUGGAAGCAAGAAGUGUUUCAAGAAAUGAAGGUAAUUCUAGAUGGUCAUCGUCGUUGGAACCGACAUCACGAAACAGAGGCAUAGAAAUUUACGAGUUUGACAAAAGAGAUUAUAAUGAUAUGUCGAGAACCAUGGCGCUCGAUGGUGAUCGAAGUUACAGUUUGAGUAUGUCUCCUGGUCUUGAUGGGUGGAGAGAAAAGAAUCGAAGUCGUUCUCCUAAGGGUGGUUGGAGCAGGUCGCACAGGAGCAGGAGCAGGAGCCCGCCCCAUGGUUAUAGGCGCGACUUAGAGGGAUCUAAUGGUGGGAGAAGAAGUGGAUCACAUAUAUGCGGCGAGUUUGCAGAAGAGAGGAGUAUACGUGGCAAUAGUCACAGGUUUCUUCAUCAAGAUAUUCAGGACACCUAUGAGCAUAAUGGUAGAAGGCAUCCGGGAAGAAGCCCAGGAAGGGGUGGAAGUAAGCAUGAGAAGGGUGGAAUAAGGAACGCUUACACAGAAGAACAAAUGGAUCGUCCACGGGAUAAGAUUUCCCGUGGGUAUGAGGAUGUUUAUCAUCGCGAUUUGGAGAAGAGUGAGAUACUGAGGAGCAACAACAUAUCCUCGGAUCGGCCCUGUAUCGAUUUUUUGGAAGGAAACUGCCGCAAGGGUUCAUCUUGCAGAUACCCUCAUCAUGGUGCUCCAUCAGAAGGCCGUGGAAUAAGAGUAAGGGACCUUGAUAGGAAGGAGACUACUGUAUUUUAUGGACAUGACAAUAAGCGCGAAUCACAAAGGCUCUGCAAAUUUUAUGCUGCAGGCUAUUGUCGCAAUGGAGACAGUUGCAGAUUUUCUCACGAGGGUGCAGCUCGAGGUAGUCCUGAAGGGAGGUCACGUGAUGAUAGACGGGGGCAUGAUUUGGAUCAUGAGAAUAGGUUGCAGGGAGGUUCAAAAUGGAGUGAUAAACAACCGGCAGACUCGGCAUAUGAUGGUCCGGAUGCACGGUCAGUUACUGAGAAACUAGUUCAUCAUCUGAGUGAUGAGAAUAGAUCUUGGGGAGGUCCAAAAUGGAGUGAUAUUACUGAUAGCCAUAGUGCUGGUAACGAAAGAAGAUCAUCCAGAGGUUCUAAGUGGAGUGACAGAGAUGCUGUUCCAGAGGAGAAGUCAAAUGUUUGGGGGAAUGACAAUGUUGGUGAAAAGAUAGGUGUUGUUGAUCCAAGGUCUAAGGAGAGGUCUUUCAAUAGUCAGCAGAGCCACUUGGAUAAUGCAAGUAGAACAUGGGGAGGUCCAUCACGGGAUGAUAAGCCAAUAGAUUUUGCCCUCCACAAAUCUCCUCAAUGGAUAAGUGAUAACAGUGGUGGGAGCAUGGGUUUUGAAGAACCAAAGGGUAGUGGGAAAUUUCUUGCAUCUGAAUCAAUGAUUUCUACGAGGGAUAUAGAGCAAUACUCUCUCCCGAUUAAUGACAGUAGGGGACACAAUCAAGAUUCACAAUCCCACAUCACUAAUGAGAUGUCUAUCAAAAUUGGCAAACCUGAUGCAACACAAGAAGUCUCAGCUCAACCUCUUUCAAGCUUCAAUAUGAAUAUACAAAGUCAAACAGUAUUACCUACUCAGCCUUUCAACAUGAAUGGUGGAACUCAGCAGCAGUCUUCAAAUCCAUACAGUCGAACACUUCCCCAACACGUAGAACCAAUAAAAAAAUCAGAUCUUGUUGAUCCAAGAUUGAUGUUACAGCAGGUAACAUCUGGGACUUCUAUGAUGCAAAACGUAUCUAGUAAUGAGACGGUAGCACAGCUAACAAACCUUUCAGCGUCAUUGGCUCAGAUAUUUGGAAAUGGUCAGCAUCUUCCACAACUGUAUGCAGCUCUGAACCCUAGCACUUCAGGUUUGGUGUCUUCACACCCUAUUGAACCAACCCAAGUAAUUGCUCUACAACCCCUCAUUCAGCUCAAUCAAACUACUCCAUGUGAAAAGCAGUAUGAUCCUAUUAAUGACAGCAUCGACCAGACCGAUGUUGCUGGUGGAGGUUCUCAAUCCCCUAUGAAAAGUAUUGUUCCAUCGUCUACUGCUGCUGAUCCUAGUGGGGGUGAUCCUCCAAAGAUUAGUAGUUUGGAGGAAAAAGUAAAUGCGAGUAACGAGUUGAAACAGCCUGAGAAAGUCAUGGAUAAAAAAGAGGAAACUGUGCAGAUAGAUGCAGAUGGAGAUGGUGAUGGAGACAAUCAGGGGGAUGAAGAAGGUAAAAAAAGCAAGGAUCCCAAGGGGAUGCGGGUGUUCAAAUUUGCACUCGUGCAGUUUGUGAAGGAGAUUCUGAAGCCCACAUGGAAAGAAGGGCAAAUGAGUAAAGAGGCUCACAAGACUAUAGUGAAGAAGGUGGUUGAUAAAGUGACUAGUACAAUCCAGGCUGCUCAAAUCCCACAAACACAGGAGAAAACUGAUCAGUAUUUGUCUUACUCAAAACCCAAGCUUACCAAACUUGUACAGGCAUAUGUGGAAAAACAUUCGAAGACUUAGACAUGCUUGAAACAUCUAGUGUUUAUAAUCUUGUAUCAAUCAAAUGAUUACCCAGCAGAUUUGAGUUUUGCCCCUCGAGAUUUUCCUGUACAAUUAGUUUUUCCGUUAGCUCUAUAAUUGGAGCUCAUUAUAUUUGAGUAUCUCUUGUUUACUUAUAUGUUGCUGGUAAUCAUGUCAGAUUUAGUAGCAUAUCUCCUGAGUAUAGAUACUUUUUAACAAUCUUUCUUUGUUAUGUACUAUAUGCUGAAAAGUUGCAGUCUGAAGAAAGUGGGUGAACAUUCUUUUCUACGCUCUUUUUUCCCUCGAAUCUUGAAUCGGGUAGAACACUUCUUAUGGAGGCUUCUGCUACAUCAUCAGGAGAUUUUAGGUUUUGUUCCUGGACAAGCAGUGUGUCAUCGUGGUAGCCUGUAUGGUGCCAGGGCAACUACAUCAGGGCAUAAGACUAACUUACUUCUGUGAUGCAUAAGUAUUCAGUAACGAUGGGCAUCUCCUGGGUGGGUGUAUGCUACUGAUUCGCAGGAUCCAGUUUGAGUGGUCGGCUCCAGGUAUACUUUGGUGGAACAAAGCAGUUGAUUACCAUUGCAUAGUGACUUGAGGAACAAGGGUUGGUUCGGCUGCUUUGUGCCUUCUACUACUUCUAUGGCUGCUUUGUGCCUUCGACUACCUCUAACUAGACUUCUUUGGCUUAGAAGAAACUGAUUGUGUUUUGGCAAUAAUAUUGAAUCCUAUAAGAACUCCCUCUAAUUCCAUAUCAUCCACCGACUGUUUUGGCAACAAUAUUGUAUCCUAUAAGAACUCCCUCUAAUUCAUUAAGUAUUUUAAUUUGUUGAUUAGGUCAAA